Achroia grisella is the source of this 1040-nucleotide messenger RNA. RefSeq names its product leukocyte surface antigen CD53-like. Lineage: Eukaryota; Metazoa; Arthropoda; Insecta; Lepidoptera; Pyralidae. The transcript is spliced from 5 exons. The coding region runs from base 7 to 720 and encodes 237 amino acids. Gene Ontology annotation, cellular component: membrane. The record is from RefSeq and is a predicted model, not a curated record.
AGCAAAAUGAAAUUCAAAGUGCCUAAAUUAUUAAAAUCAGUAAGGUAUUCGUUAGGGGCGAUAAAUGGAUUAUUUUUGGUGACAGGGAUAAUAAUGCUGAUUACUGGAGUUGCAAUUUUGGUUCAAUACCUGCAUUAUGAGUUGUUGAUUACUGACAAGUUCUUCAGCCUACCACGAUUUGCUGUGAGCAUUGGCGUUAUCAUCAUUCUGGUGUCCAUUCUCGGCUUUUACGGUGCUGUAUCGGAGAGCUUCUAUUUCAUAGCAGCGUAUGUGGUGUUAUUGAUUAUCGUGCUAAUUUUCGAGAUGUCAGUAGUCAUAGUCAGCUAUGGUCUUAAAAAUAACGCAGCUUCAGAGAUAAGGGCGACAAUGGAAGAAAGUAGGCAGCUAUAUGGUUCUCGAAGGGAGAUUACAAUAAUAUGGGAUGAUAUGCAAAUGAAUUUCGAAUGCUGCGGUGUAGCCGGUCGGCAUGACUGGAGUAAUAGUCAAGUUCCAGUGAGUUGUUGUUACAUCGAAUACGGCACUGUAUCCCCUUUUGAAUGCGGUUUGUCGAAUGCGUAUACUACAGGCUGCGCUGCCGCCCUCGGCGAAUGGCUGAGCUACAAGGCUCGUGCUCUGGCCAUUACUUCGUUGAUUGUUACCUGUUUACAGGUGUUAAUAACAGCAGCUGCAGCAUGGCUCGCCUACAGAUCUAAGUACUCAGGGGUUGAAUUAGAAUCAUAAAAUAAGUACUAACUAUUUCUACUACUGUUUUUAUCGAUGUUUGCAUGCUUUAGGAUGAUAGGACAGCGUUUUGAUAAUUCUAGGAUCAACAAGAUGUCAUGUGUAGCGAAAUAGUCACGUUAUAAGUGUUUAAGUGAACUUAUGUUGUAAAAGGAAAGAAUUUCUUUGUUUGUUCUCGACAGAUUCCACUUCCUUGAACUAUUUUAAAUAUUCUUUUUAUACAAUUUCAAUAGUCAUCCGGAAUGGUAAUCCGCGUGUGUCACAUGAUGACAUGAUGUCUUUGUUGUUCUUGUAAUAGCAAUGCCUGUCAUUUACUGUCA